Messenger RNA from Poeciliopsis prolifica (blackstripe livebearer), 1709 nucleotides. Its product is annotated as alcohol dehydrogenase 1-like. NCBI's taxonomy places the organism in Eukaryota, Metazoa, Chordata, Actinopteri, Cyprinodontiformes, Poeciliidae. The transcript is spliced from 9 exons. The record is from RefSeq and is a predicted model, not a curated record. Bases 297 to 1505 code for a protein of 402 amino acids. Gene Ontology annotation, molecular function: zinc ion binding; S-(hydroxymethyl)glutathione dehydrogenase [NAD(P)+] activity. Gene Ontology annotation, biological process: formaldehyde catabolic process. Gene Ontology annotation, cellular component: cytosol.
AAUAAAUCUUGAAAUGACAAAAUAAACAUCAGCAGAUCAAAUGAAAUGAAGGAUCCAAUAAUCAGAUGGUACUGCGAUGGUACCACAGAACCGAACCAGCCGGUGAGACACUGUUUACUGCAGUGGCUCAGAGCACGACCCGAUUGGACCCGAUUGGACCCGCCUGACAGCAGCUGCAGGUUAAAGUCCUGCUUGUUCCAGGUUGUUCGGAUCGUCUUCUUUUCCUUCACUGCUGAACGUCUGGGUUGGGAUCGAUUAGUCGAUCAAUCGAUCGAUCGAUCAUCUCUGCAGGAAAAAUGUCCACAGCUGGGCAGGUCAUCAGAUGCAGGGCGGCGGUGUGCUGGGCGCCCGACACGCCGGCCGCCAUCGAGGAGAUCGAGGUGGCUCCUCCUGAGGCCGGUGAGGUCCGCAUCAAGAUCGUGGCGACCUCGCUGUGCCACUCGGACCUGUACCACCUGCUGGAGAGCAAGGCCGCAGACGGCUUUCCCACGGUCCUGGGCCACGAGGGCGCCGGCGUCGUGGAGAGCGUCGGACCUGGAGUCACAGAGUUUCAGCCCGGAGACAAGGUGAUUCCUCUGUUCCUCUGCCAGUGUAAGGAAUGUCGGUUCUGUCAGAGUCCGAGGACCAACCAGUGUGAGAGAGCAUGGACCAGAAUUCGCCAAGAAAUUAUGGCUGGAGUGGAAUCCAGGUUCACCUGCAAGGGGAAGAGAGUCCACCAGCUCAUGGGAACCAGCACCUUCUCUGAGUACACCGUGGUCAACCAGAUUGCUGUGACCCGGAUCGACCCCGCGGCUCCUCUGGACAAGGUCUGCCUGCUGGGCUGCGGGAUCUGCACCGGCUACGGCGCCGCGGUGAACACCGCCAAGUCCCAGGUUGCAGAGGUUGGGAUUACUGUGUUCCGGGUCUCAGAGGUUCUGGUGUGUCCAGGUGGAGGCGGGCUCCAGCUGCGCCGUGUUCGGCCUGGGAGCCGUGGGCCUGGCUGCAGUCAUGGGCUGCAGGGCGGCAGGAGCCAAAAGGAUCAUCGCUGUCGACGUCAACCCGGACAAAGCGGACAAGGCCAGAGAGUUGGGCGCCACCGACUUCCUGAACCCCAACGACCAGAACCGGCCCAUCCAGGAGGUGAUCUGUGGGAUGACCGGGGGAGGGGUGGACUUCUCCCUGGAGUGCGUGGGGAACGUGGAGGUCAUGGUGAGGUCAUGCGCAGCGCCUUGGAGGCCAGCAUGGAGGCCUGGGGGGUCAGCGUGGUGGUCGGCUGGACCGACAUGUUCGACAUCACCAUCCGGCCGCGCCACCUGAUCUGCGGCCGGACCUGGAAGGGCUCCAUGUUUGGAGGGUUUAAAGCUAAAGACGGCGUGGCAGGGAUGGUGAGAGCCUACCUGGAGAAGAAGGUGAAGCUGGACGAGUUCAUCACCCACAACAUGGCGCUGGACCAGGUCAACGACGCCAUCGAGCUGAUGAGGAACUCCCAAUGCGUCCGGGUCGUCAUGAAGGUUUCUCCUGAGUAGAACCGGAGCCGGUUCUGAUGUUUGGUUUUAUUCUGGGUUUUUAUCCGUCUGCUGAAACGUGACGGUCUGACAGACAUCGUCUGUUCCAGGGUCAGACAGGAAACAUGCACCAAGACUAAACGACACCAUCCAGCCAGAGGAAACCGGCACCGUUUUCCAGUUUGACACAGUUGGAGCUGAUAUGGAGGAAACGUCUCAGAAGAA